Seminavis robusta is the source of this 1134-nucleotide messenger RNA. Lineage: Eukaryota; Bacillariophyta; Bacillariophyceae; Naviculales; Naviculaceae. The record is from the annotation of a GenBank genome assembly.
AUGAUGGAAGAAGAAGAUUACUACGGAAUAUCCAAAGAUUAUUCCACUCUGUCGACCAGAGAGCUGUUGGCAGAACUCGACAAGAGAAACAUUCGAUACGCUCCCACUACCAGUCGCGAAGAUUUGGAGUUUCUUUUGUUGGAGGGAAUGCAAGACGAGCAUGAAGAUCAAUUAUUGGUAGAUGAAGAGUCAGAAAUGGCUUUUCUGAUGCGAGAGUUGGCGUCAAUGGGCAUUCGGUUACCACGAUACGCAUCGCGAGAUGAACUGGAGGUUCUACUUCGUCGAGCCAAGCAGAAUCCUGAACGAUUCAUGGCGACCACAGCAAAGAGACCGAAAAGACCAAGGCCAUCAAUGUCGCCCACACAACGCCGCCGUCGGAGACAACACGUGGCAAUUUCCAGACUUCGAAGAGAACUGAAUGAAUUGGGUAUUCCCUGUCCACCCGGGGCGUCUCCAAAGAUGAUGGAGCGACUACUCCGUGAAAGUGAGGGACAAUUCACGCCUGAUCGUGGGCCCCCGAGAAGAAAACGGGACGUGUAUCCUCCGAGGAGAGACGGACCAGAGCAGCCAGAUGUUGAUACAAGGAAACUACUUUGGGAUGAGCUUAAUCGACGUGGAAUUCGAUUCUCACCGACAUCCACACGGAAAGAGCUGGAAAGUCUCUUGCACAAUUCACAGCAGAACCAUAAUGCGUCUGCGAGACCACCACCAUCAAAACGAAAUCGUGAGAAUUUCAGAGUAAAUACAGAUUCCGUUCCCGAAGCAAGAGCUCCAAAAGAGCAAUCAGCCAACGAUGCUGACAACGUUUUCGAAAAGAAUGCAGACAAGGAAAGAAACGUUGGUGUUGAUGUCGGUUCAUCCAAAGAAGGGUCAAGAGCGCACACAGAGAGACUGACGACGAGACAAAGAAGAGCUUUGAUAAAUUUUCCACUACCACUGAUGUCCCGAACCGAAGCCGUGAAACAACAACUUCGUCGGAAAGACGUACUAGGACGCGACAAUCAGUUGCCAACUCGCAACGGCCGUCAGGUCCUAGCCGCAAGAGGAACAGUGCUGCCAGAUCAGGCAACCCAAGGAACCGUGUGCAACGAUCUCUUUGGUCCAAGGUGUAUGACAGGAGCAAACAAACAGUAG